This is a messenger RNA of Rhinocladiella mackenziei CBS 650.93, 1050 nucleotides long. RefSeq lists its product as uncharacterized. Gene Ontology annotation, molecular function: protein binding. The record is from RefSeq and is a predicted model, not a curated record. NCBI's taxonomy places the organism in Eukaryota, Fungi, Ascomycota, Eurotiomycetes, Chaetothyriales, Herpotrichiellaceae. Bases 1 to 1050 code for a protein of 349 amino acids. The transcript has a single exon.
AUGGCAUUGCAACAUCUUGCUCCAGAACUGCUGGUCCACAUUUUCGAAUCUCUCUCCUCCGUUUCCGAUAUCAUUAGUCUCUCACUCACAUGUCGCUAUUUCCAUGCACUGCUCCCGAAGUCGCACAAGCUAGUCCUCUUUUUCAGUGCCAUUGACCAAGAGAUGGGCCCAUUGGAAGAUAUUCUACAACUUUUGACCCAGAACGACAACGAAAUAAUUCAUCUGCGCCGUUCUCCACCUUUGUCGUUCACCUUACUUACGCAAGCCACAGCUGUUGCUCGCGUAGCCCAACGUUUUGUCGAGCUGUAUCCCGGUUUCAGGUGGGCGGACGAAAACAGCCCACAUCGUCGCGUCCUGGUCGACUGCGAAGCCCGAAAACUUCGCCGUGCAGUCUACCGACUUUGGAGUUACACCCAAGCAUUCUGCAGCAAAUCGUCUUUCCCACAUCUGCGGUCGGCCAUAAGCUCAUCAGCCGAAAGACUUCAACUCCUGCGUUCAUGGUCCACACCACAUCUCCUUGAACUUGAGGACUUCCGCUGCACACUUGAGCGGUUGUUGGCGAUAGAAAUCUGCCCAACUGACGGAGAAGUUUACUCCAGGACUUCCGAAGACGCAAAACUUCCGCAUCCUCCGUCGCAAUAUUUCCCUUCCCAUCAUUUCAUGGGAAGUACACCGGUAAUUCAAGAGUUCUUCCAUGAUUCGCGCGAAUCAUCGUUCCCCGAUCAGAAGGCUUCAAUCCAGGAGCUUCGUUUCAGGCAUAUGCGAGGAUGGGGUAGUGACCUGCAGAACUUCUACCUGGUCCAAUCGUUUUUGAAGUUCUCCCCAGCCCAGAUACUGUGGCUGUUCGACAACGCCGUGUCCAAGACGGAUGUGGAGCGAUUCAUUGAGCUGCACUCUCACGACCCCUGUUUCUUCGACUCCGGUUCUCUGCUAUUUAGUGAUUGGGUGACUGUUCUGCAUGGACGUGGUGUUGACGUUCAGGAGGCCAGAGAAGCAAUUUGGGAUGGCAAUGCAGGUAUUGUAAUAAAGAAUAGUACGGAGGAAUGUUGA